AUGGAUGAUGAUAAAAUUAAAGAUAUUUAUUUAAGUUUAAAAAAUAAAAAUAAAAAAGAAUGGGGAGAAUUGAUGCAGCAGUUAACGAAAGAUCAGAAACGAAGACUAAUCUUUUAUAUAAAAAAGAAAAAUAAGAAUUCUUUGAAUAAGAUUAAGAAUAUUAAAAUUGAGAAAAAUAGCGAGAAAAUCAAGACAAAACCAAGUAACCAUUAUCAGCAGUAUAUCCUAAUUGAUUAUUCAAAUGUAAAUUAUGAUUUGAAUUUAAAAAAUUAUAUAGCUAGAAUUUUACGAAUUUACAAAUUAGAAGACAACUUUGAUUUCGUAAAAGGGCUACAUCUAUAUAUGAAUAUUUUAUGUUAUGUUAUUUUUAAAAAAUUUACGUACGAGUAUAAAAAUGAUAGGACAAAUAAAAAUCUGUUAAUAUUUCUAAAGAAGGUAUUCCCUUUUGAGUUUCAAAAUUUUCAAGACAUAUAUAAUAUGAGAUGGAAUAAAGAUUUUAUAUCUUCUGAAAAUAUGGUUAAUGAAAAUACUGUAAUAGAUGAGGAUAGUACCCAAAAUGGGAAAGAAGUAAAUUUAUUGAGCGAAGAAAAAAAUAAUAAUAAUACUUAUAAAAAGGAUACCAUAAAAAAAGACAUAGAUCAACAGUGUAAUACAUACAGUAACUCAAAUAAGGAAAAUGCAAAUAACAUGGAAAAUGAAAAUAUUUGGGUGAAUGAUAUAGUAAGUAGUGGGGAUUAUGAGAACCCUUUUUUUUAUAAUAAAAACACACUCAACUUAGAUGGUGAAGGUAACUCCAGAAUUAAUAGUAUCAAUAAACUAGGCAAUGAUUUCGUAGUAGUAAAAACUGAAAAAGAAGAUGAUAAUACAUGUACGAGUAAGGAAAAUAAUAAUAACCAUGUAAUGGUACAACAUUUAAGUAAAUACAUAAAAAAGGAAUAUAUAUUUCAUGAAUUUUUUAAAAAUAAAGAUAUAAAAAAAAUUAUGGUAAAUAUAUUUGAUGAAAAAAGAUAUGAUUAUAGAAUUCGUUUUAGAAGUAUAAUAUCAAAAAGUUUAAAUGAUCUAGAAUAUAAAAAGUAUUGUGAUCAAAGAGAAAAAUUAUUUAAAUAUAAAAAAAAAAAUUUUAUUAGAUGGCUUUCUCAAUUUACAAAUAUUAAUUCUCUAGACAUGUACGUAGUAAACUUUUUUAUAUUUUUAUUUUUAGAUCGAUUAUAUCUAAUAAUAGAAACGUUUAUUCGAUUGAAUUAUUAUAGUAUCAGAACAGCAGAUUUUUCUUCUCCUGAUCAUUUUUUAGAAAAUAUAGACGAGUUUCAAAAUUUUAAUGAUAUUUUAAAUUAUUUUACAAAUAUAAUACAAUCAAAUGUAUUAGUUAACAACGUAGGUGAUAGUACCAAAGAGAAUAUUCAGUCCAUAAGUAACAAGGAUGUUGAACAUUUCAACAAAAUUUAUCACAAUAUCGUUAAAGUCAAUUUUCAGAAUUUUUUUUUAUCUAUAGAUUUAAUAUAUAACGUAGAUAUUUACAAUUUCAAAAUAAAAAAUAAAAUAAAUUUUGAAAAAUUAAUAAAAGUUGAUAUCUCUUCUUACAUCAAUGAUACGAAUAUUUAUGAUAUAAUUCAAUAUGAUAAAAAUAAUAAUGCAGACCCAUGGAAAGUUUUAACAAAUUUUACCUUACACCAAAAUAAGAAUUUAAAUUUGCAAAAAUUUGACUGCUUUUCCAUCUUCCUAAUUGUACGAUUCAAGUAUUAUUUAGAAGAAUAUAAGGAGAAAGCAAAUAUAGAUUGCAUAUACAAAACUGUAAAAGAAGAGUUUGAUCAGGUAGAAAAUUAUUUAAAGUGUCAUGGUAACAAAACUAUUGAAAUUAGUGAAAAUGCUGCUUUUAGUGAAGGCAUCUUUGAAUACAACCAUCUUAUACCACUGUAUAUGGAUUUGCAAAAUGAAUUAAAAAAGGUAAAUGAAUACAUAAAAUUCUACGGGAAUUUAAUAUCAUUUGUAAAUUUUAUUCAGAGAUAUGCUCAUAGCGCGUCUAGCAAUGUUGUUAAGCUGGAGCAUAAUGAAGAGACAAAGGAAUAUUUUGACUUGUCUUUUUUUUUAAGUGCGCAUAUGAAAGGAAAUGUGAAGAAAGAGUAA
Molecule: messenger RNA, 2124 nt
Organism: Plasmodium malariae
Lineage: Eukaryota; Apicomplexa; Aconoidasida; Haemosporida; Plasmodiidae
Product: conserved Plasmodium protein, unknown function
Exons: 5
Coding region: 1-2124 (707 amino acids)
Source: RefSeq, a predicted model, not a curated record